AUGUCCGCACUCUCGCCAACCGGCCCCUCGCAGCCCACACAAGACCAGGCCUACCAGACGCCCGGCAACCCCGUCUCGGCUAACCCCACCGAGCAAGCGCAGCAAAGCUUCAACGCCACUGACAACAGCGCCACGGUCGACCAGCGCAUCCCCCGAAAGCAAGCCUCGGACGCAGCAGGCGACCGCAACGCAAAGUUCGAAGAGGGCGCCGGCGUGCACGGCGCGCCGGCCGGCGAAGAAGCAAAGGGCCUCUCCGAAGAGGACGUAGGCAGGCACAAGGAGCUGGAUGGCCAGCAGAUGGCAGCCCCCGGGGAGGGGCGGGUCGCGGCUGCCGUUGCGCGGGGCGGCAAGGGCAUGGGUGGGGGCGGGGCGGAGCCUGAUUUGGCCAGUGAUUUGGACAGGAAGAAGGCUGAGCAGGCCGAGGCGCGCGACGCUAUCAAGCAGGACAGGGCGGGAGGUGUUGCCGCAGGCGGUGCUGCUGGACAGACGGGCGGCCCUGCGAAUCCUGUCGAUCAGGGUGGCUACCCGAACGGCGGGCCUCUGAACUAG
This is a messenger RNA of Ascochyta rabiei, 549 nucleotides long. RefSeq lists its product as uncharacterized. Lineage: Eukaryota; Fungi; Ascomycota; Dothideomycetes; Pleosporales; Didymellaceae. Bases 1 to 549 code for a protein of 182 amino acids. The transcript has 2 exons. The record is from RefSeq and is a predicted model, not a curated record.